UGAAGUUUAGUCAAAAGAUAUUGUUGAUUUUUGAGAUUCGGCCGUGUCGUCUUGGUCCGGUUGAGUUUGACGGGUAUAUUUGCGAUCGUUAUUCUGUACGAUGAGUACAAGUGUCAAUUUUUAGGUUAGUUAAGACUUGCACUGUCGUUUGUUAAGUGUAAUUCCGCAUAUUUCGCUAUGUUCUUCAUUGUAAAUAAUUGUCGACAAUGGUUCGGGUAAAUUGAAGCUUUGCGGCCGUGUUAAAUUUUUGCGUUGUCAGAAAUGUCAUUGAUUCUGAAGAUUGUUUCGACAUAUCUUCGCUGAAGUUGAGAGAAUCGAGAAUAUUUUGUGAAUGACGCCGAGGAAGCUACAUUGACGAAAAUUCACGAGAAUUAUAGAGACAAUGGCGACCGAUGUCGAGGAAUCGGAUACAGACGAACAUGAGAGACCUAUUCCCCCUAAGCGACAGUGCAUGCGAUUAUCCAAGGUCAAUGAAACUUGUUGGAAUACGGAGCAACACAUGAAUAUAAACAUGGAGAUGAUGGAAGAUAAUUUAGAGAAUAAUGACUAUGAUGAAGUAGAAAGACACGCAAGGGAGAAGCUUAAAAGGUGGCAAGCUUUCCAAGCUGCCAAAGGAACUAUGGACAAUACUGUCAAUAAAGUUUUAGAGGAUUGCAAUAUGAUAACAGCACUUGAUUGUCUGGAAGAGGAUCUUACUGAGGGAUUAUUCCGUUUCUUCCGAGAAAAUGACAUGGAAGAUACAGCAGUGAUGAUGGCAAUUCGGAAUUAUGGCUUAGUCCAAUCAGUUGAGCCUGUGUCUCAGUCUCAUGAUGAUAAGACUCCAGACUAUCGGGCCGAUAGUGAUUACAUAGGUGUGCAUUGUUCUUUUCCAUCUAAUCAUAUACAGGAUAUCAAAGACUUGCCAGCCACUUUGCCCACAACAUCCACAAAUCCUUCACGAUUAAGCAAUUCUAUAGAAAUGGGAAGAUGCAAUGCAACAAAUUUGGAUGAAGAUAAAAUAUACGACAGUGAUCAGCCGGAAGAUUUCUUGGAACGAGCUGUGGCAGAAGCAAUCAAGAAGAAAGGCUUGAGUGCUUUGAGUGUGGAUUACUGAUGAAUAAGCUGAUUAACAGCCUCAUUCCUUUGGUGUAUUUACAUAGUAGCAUAAUGCAUCUAAUUGUUGUGCUCUGUGAACUUACUGCGAUUCGUAAUAUUUUAUUUUAUUGUUGACUUUUAUCAUACAACAGCUACAAUGCAUUUUAUCAUAUGUAUUAGAAUACUUUUUAUUCAAAUGUAUACAUUCCAAUGUAGCAACUUGCUUAUGAAAGAUAUGAUUUGUGAUCUGUUAUAUUUAGUCAUGUGAAAGAUAACUUGAAACAUAAUCGGUUUUUUGAUGAUUAACCUUUUUUAAUAGCCAGCUACCGCUCAUAGUAUUAAUACCAUAUAUUUCUACAAAUAUACAUAAAAAAAUAUAUAUUUAUGUUAAGUCAAAUUAGCUUUGUAAACAAUACAUACUUGAGAAGCAUGA
Harpegnathos saltator (Jerdon's jumping ant) is the source of this 1507-nucleotide messenger RNA. RefSeq lists its product as uncharacterized. The record is from RefSeq and is a predicted model, not a curated record. The coding region runs from base 383 to 1093 and encodes 236 amino acids. The transcript is spliced from 2 exons. Lineage: Eukaryota; Metazoa; Arthropoda; Insecta; Hymenoptera; Formicidae.